Messenger RNA from Cinara cedri, 1242 nucleotides. The record is from the annotation of a GenBank genome assembly. Lineage: Eukaryota; Metazoa; Arthropoda; Insecta; Hemiptera; Aphididae.
AUGAGUUUCGGCGCGCCGUACUACAAGUCGGCCGACUAUCAGACGCAGUACCCCGCGUACCUGAGAUCCGUAGCUCCACCGCCUGUCAUCGUUGACGUCCGAAACGAGUUGCAUCCGAAACCGUUUCGGACCCGCAAUGGACGGAAGACAAUUGAGAGAUCGGGAAAAAGCUCGAAUACCAUUGCCGAUCGUUCCGUAGUUACCGACGACCAUACGACUCCAAAACGGAAAUCCGUCACCCGUAAGAAACGAUCGAAACGGCGGUCCCGGGUAAAUACUAACGCUGCGUGUGAUGCAGAAACUCCGUGCGGCGACGACGUUUGCGCCCUGGUUCCGUCCAUAGACAACGACGACUACGACGUCGAAGUCAGUCCAGUUGAGAUUCACGCUGUUGACGAGACGUCGUGUGAUAACGACCACGCACACGUUUCCUGCCCUCCUUCUCCUACCCCUGAUAUUUCUCCUCCAGCCGUCAAUGUUUAUUCCAUCACCUCUAAUAUUGCACUUCCGACAACUAAUAUUUAUUCUACUUCCCCUAAUAUUUCUCUUCCGGCCCCUAAUAUUACUCCUCCAACCCCUAUUAUUUCACCCUUGACCCUUAAUAUUACUUCUCCGGCCACUAGUAUUCCUUCUCGUUUGCUCACCGCAGAAAAUUCGCCCACAUACAACGACACCCCACUUUCGCCAUCGACCGUCAAACGUGAGCACAAAGAAUUUACCAUAACCAAUACACCCAGUUAUCCACCACCACCGCCGCCGCCCCCGCCACCACAAACACCAUUGAUUAAUUUACCGCAAUCAUUGCAAAAAUCAUCAUACGCACCACCAGUGCCAUUACCUCCUCCGUCGCCACCAGAGGACACCCACAGGAUAUCUGCUGGCAACGAUAGCGACAGCCAAAUCGGUCCGUUGGAAAUGUGCAAACGAACGGCCAAGCGAUUUGAAAUGGAGUGCCGUCGCCGUCGUCGGUUGAGCACCAUCAACGAAAAAAAGACCCAGGCCAAAAGUAUCGCCGAACAGGCCAGAGAUGUCGCGUACAUUAUGGCAGCGAAACGCAGUUGGUCGCAAGAUACCAACGACCGUCUAAAAGCGCAGACCGCGGAAGACAACUUAAUCGCCAGACGGGGCUCCGAGUACGCGGAAAUGGAACUACUGGGACUGGGAAAGUGCGGUGACGGUGGCUGUUGGAUGCCCAACUCGAGCAACCGACUCAAGAAUAAAUUGCUGGUGCAUUUUAAAUGA